UGGACAAGUGAUUUAAGCUCUCUGGCAACGACUGUGAGGCGACAGAAGAGAGACAGAACCAGGACUGUCAACCACACAAGGCCUGAGAGGGUUUCCAAGAGCAAACUUGAGUGUGUGUGGACAUCAUCAGCCACAAUGAGCAUUCUCAAGGUACUCACUGUUGCCCUUGUGCUAUUUGGAACCAGCAGUCUUUCUGCUAAAAUAAAGAGACAACUGCCAUCAAAUUCAGGUUUUAGGCCAUUUAGAAGAGGACCACCUGGGCCACCAGGGCCACCUGGUCCACCAGGACCAACCGGACAAUUUGGCCCACCAGGGCCAGAUGGACCACCAGGACCACCUGGACCAGGUGGUCCACCAGGGCCAGAUGGUCCACCAGGACCACCUGGACCAGGUGGUCCACCAGGGAUAGAUGGCCCACCAGGACCACCUGGACCAGAUGGUCCACCAGGGAAUAAUGGUCCACCAGGACCAACUGGACCAGAUGGUCCACCAGGGCAAGAUGGCCCACCAGGACCACCUGGACCAGAUGGUCCACCAGGGCUAGAUGGUCCACCAGGACCAAAGAGAGACGGAAGCAGGACUGUCAACCACACAAGGCCUGAGAGGGGUUCUAAGAGCAAACUUGAGUGUGUGUGGAAAUCAUCAGCCACAAUGAGCAUUCUCAAGGUGUUCACUGUUGCCCUUGUGCUGUUCGGAACCAGCUGUCUUUCUGCUAAGAUGAAGAGACAGUUGCCAUCCAAUGCAGCUUUUACCCUAGAUGACAAUAGUCCACCUGGAACACCUCCAGGAAGUCCACCUGGAUCACCUCCAGGACCACCUGGGGGACCACCUGGAUCACCUCCAGGACCACCUGGGGGACCACCUGGUCUACCAGGUCCCCCUGGUCCAGCAGGACUAACUGGACCACAUGGUCCACCAGGGCCAGAUGGUCCACCAGGACCACCUGGACCAGAUGGUCCACCGGGGCCAAAUGGGCCACCUGGCCCACCUGGACUAGAUGGGCCGCCAGGCCCACCUGGAGCAGAUGGGGCACCAGGACCACCUGGACCAGAUGGUCCACCAGGCCCAUCUGGACCGCCUGGACCAGCAGGACCAUCUGGACCACCUGGACCACCAGGUCCACCUAGUGCACCAGGACCACCCGGACCACCAGGUCCUCCCGGGCCACCACUACACUACCCAUAUUGGCCUUUUGGGCAACGACCACCUUGGCCACCAGCACCUUGGCCACCUGGGCCACCACCAUAUUAGCCACAACCAUCGUAGACAC
Molecule: messenger RNA, 1270 nt
Organism: Hippocampus comes (tiger tail seahorse)
Lineage: Eukaryota; Metazoa; Chordata; Actinopteri; Syngnathiformes; Syngnathidae
Product: collagen alpha-1(I) chain-like
Exons: 10
Coding region: 136-1251 (371 amino acids)
Source: RefSeq, a predicted model, not a curated record